Molecule: messenger RNA, 4303 nt
Organism: Ylistrum balloti
Lineage: Eukaryota; Metazoa; Mollusca; Bivalvia; Pectinida; Pectinidae
Product: hephaestin-like protein
Exons: 15
Coding region: 86-2899 (937 amino acids)
Molecular function (GO): oxidoreductase activity; copper ion binding
Source: RefSeq, a predicted model, not a curated record
UACGUAAGAAAAAGUAGCGCUGAUACAACAUACACUGAUCAGCAAUUCCACUAGUAUGUAAGUUUUGUAAUUCUCCAAUUGUACAAUGUUAAGGCUAGUGGUUUUGUCUGCCUUAACAGCGCUAGUGUCAAGCCGAAAUGUAAUAUAUUUCCUUCAGGCCGAAGAAUUAGAUUGGGAUUAUGCUCCUUCAGGUCAGGACCUCGUCAAUGACGAUCAAACCAAUGCUGGAUUGUACCUGCAAAGAAGAGUGUACCGAAAGGUUGUUUACCGACAGUAUCUGGACUCUUUAUACACAGAAAGAGCUUCACGAGCAGAACAUCUCGGUAUCCUUGGACCAACAUUAAGAGCAAAUUUUGGGGAUUCUAUAACAGUACACUUCCGGAACACAGCUAGUCAUCCUCAUUCAAUUCAUCCUACACGAUUGUCUUACACAAAGCAAAAUGAAGGAAGUCAAUAUGACGAAUUAUACGAAUUCCUGCCACAGCCCGACGACGCCGUUUCUCCAGGUCAGACGUUUACGUAUCAUUGGAACGUGACUACUCUCAACAUGCCACCACCGGACGUCACGUGUGUAUCCGGCUUGUACUACUCUGACACUGAUAGAGUUCGUGACGUCAAUAGUGGUCUGGUCGGUUUUCUUAUCUUGUGUAACGGAGAUGACGUCAGUGAGUCUGAAAAUCUGCACAUACUCUUACAAAGUUUUGACGAAAACUUGAGCUGGUACCCAGAUUCUACAGAUUCAGCACAGGAGAGUAACAUAAUGCAUUCUGUCAAUGGAUUUGUAUUUGGGAACCUUCCUCCAGUUCAUGUCUGCACCGGGGAUGAAGUGACUAUGCACUUUGGUAGUUUGGGAAGUGCAGCGGAACCUCAUACCGUGAGAAUACACGGACAUAGCUUUGUCUACAGAGGUAAAAGGCAACCUUCCUUGCCCGUUAUUUCUGGACUCACGGUUGAUGCUCAGUUCCUAGCAAUGGAACCCGGAAGUUGGCUAAUGACGUCACAAAAUCCGAAACUAAUGAAAGCUGGAAUGCAAGCGAUGCUAGUUAUCGAGGACUGUAGUAAUUCGCCUAUAGACUACGUGGUGAAUGGAGUCAUUCGCAAAUAUUACCUAGCCAUUGAAAAUGUCAUGAUUCCAGGUCGGAGAGAAAGCCUUGUUGGAUUUGUUGGAUAUACUGACUCAAGAUUCAACACAAAGCAAAUGCGAACGAGAAGUGAAGAUUAUCUAGGAACACUGGGCCCACUGUUAAAGGCAGAAAUUGGAGAUACUGUGAAAAUUGUUGUGAAAAAUAACGACACACACCCGCAUUCUCUGCAUCCAAACGGAGGAGUUCGUGUCCACAAAUACAACGAGGGUGCUUUCUAUAACGACUCAGUUGAAACAGCACCAAUCCUACCAGGUCAUUCGAAAACGUAUUUCUGGACAGUCUCCGCGUUUACUGGCCCUACAGCUUACAAUUUACCUUGUAUGCCAGGCUUCUACACUUCCGGAGUUGAUGUCAUCAACGAAGUACACAGUGGUUUGAUCGGGCCCAUAUUGAUUUGUCAAAAUGGAUUACUACGGAAUAUGGAUCCGGGGAUGCGAGAUAUUUUUCUUUUCUACAUUCGAAGCAAUGCCAAAGCAAGCAACGAAAUCCAUGGAUUGAACGGCUUCCCGUCUAAUGCCUUCCCGCGAAUAGAAAUAGAUGUUGGAGAUACAGCCAACUUCCACGUCAUGAAUAUCGGAUCUGAUGACACAGCGUCUUCAUUGUUUGUUGAUGGUAUUUUCCUAUCGCUAGGUGGCACUCGAAUAUUGACUCUCGGACUGCAUCAUGGUCUUAUUAAGUCCGUUCAGCUUCCUGGCCAUAAAGAAGGACAAUGGAAAAUUAUAAAUACUGCCGGUGAUGAAUUAUCCUUCAGUGUCCGAGUGGGCUCGGGUUUAGAAUCAAGGGAUCCUUUGACGUCGAAUGUUAACCUCACGUUUUACAUUGCAAUUAAAACGGAGACGUUUGACUAUACCAGCAGAUAUUUCAGUACGUCAGAGUGGAGGGGUUUGCAGACCGGGGAUUAUAGAACAGGACCAAAGUUCAAAAAGGCAAUGUAUCAAUGCUACAUACGCGGAUUUUACUGGCCCUGUAGGGAAACAUCAAAACAGCCACCUCUACGUGUAACUGCUGGCACGAAUAUCAAAAUUAUGUUUCAAAACAACAGCACCCGAAACUUCUCGAUGUAUUCUCCUGGAGUAGUAAUACGCCGGUCAGACGGUGGAACGCGUAUGGUUGUACGACCCAUGGAACAAGUAGAAUUCAUAUGGAGCAUACCAGAGUCCAUCGGUCCCGGAAGUGGAGAUCAAGACUGUGUGAUGAGAAGGUAUUAUUCUAAUGUGAAUUCGGAGCGAGAUGUAGCUACUGGUCUGAUUGGUCCACUGAUCGUUUGUCGUAACUACGCAGGGACCAUCGCCGACGACACGGUUAACAUGCCAUUGCUUGUCGGUGUGGUCAAUGAAGCGAAAAGCUGGUACAUCGAUGAAAAUAUUCCAGCUGGUUAUUCGUCAGUAAACCGUAGCGAUCCUAGCUUCAUCAAGAACAACAGGAUAACUGUAAUAGGUUACCGUUCUGCUGCACUUGAUUGGAUUAAAGAAGGAUACAUCAACAAGAGAACGGGCUUUUAUUUACAUAAUGUUGGCGAUGAAUUUCAUUCGAUCCACUUUCAUGGCUGCAUCAUCACUGCUAGCAGUGACGUAGAACUAAUUGGGCAGAACGUUGUCUCUCUCUUCCCUAGGGAAACUAAACACGUAAUCUUCUCGUGCACACAGGUUGGGAGCUGGCAAUUUGUAGGCAUGAGAUACCAAGACACAAAACAGAAUCAUAAGCUCGCUGGACUGAUUGAAAUCAUUCCAGAACUAACAAGUGGUAUUAGUUAGAAUUAUGAUUUUCGAUUCUGAAUAGCAUUACUAAGAGUUUCGAGAUAUCUAUUUGCAUGAGGGUUUCAAAACGUUGAAAGUAUACAACCUAAAAAAAGAAUAUUGAUUUGAAGAUAGAUCAUACAUGUAAGGGCAUCUGAGCGAUAUGAAAUAUUUUGUUCAUAACAAUUACGACAAGGAAUUUUAACCGCAAUUCAAUUUGGAACUAAUCUAUAGAAAAUACUUAAACUCAUCUUAUUAGCAACAUUUAUACAGUGGUUUUUGUACUGAUAUUUUUUAUACAUUACUUGCAAAUAGAAAAGAAAUUCAGAUAUACUCAAUACUAAUUAUCUAUUGACCAAGUAGCCGUCCAUGGCCGCUAGUUGUUAAACAUGUUAUUGUAAAAUGGUAAAAAUGUAAACAAUUUAAACCCUUGUCGAUGUUCCCCAGUCAACAUAAUCUCACAAUAUCUACAUUAAACAAUAGUGAUAUCCAGCUGCUUGUUCAUAGCUUGUCAAUCAUAAUUUUGUACAGUGGUCAAACAGGUAAUCAAUCAUCACAUACAUUGAGUCAAAUGGUUGUUUAUUCAAACGACAUUACACAAUCAAGUUAUGAUAAGUACAUUAUAUAAAAACAUCGCAACAUAACAAUUACAUAAUUUAACAUAACAUUUUCUGACAUAAACUUUGAUCACUGCAGAUGAGAGUCACCAAGCAUACAGAUUGGACCAUACAAAAUCAUACAGAUUGGACCAUACAAAAGCAUACAGAUUUGACCAUACAAAAGCUCACAUUCACAUAGUGGCCAAAUAAUGACAUAACAUGCAUCCCAUCCUAUGUAUAUUCAGUAUUCCGAAUACAGAUUGUCCGUACUUUACAAGUUGUGCCGUCGAGAGAUUGUUUUUUCACACUUGACUGACAGAAGUAAGCUAUUUGUAGAGAGAAUGCAAUCGAGUCAAUUUUAACCUAGAAUUUAGUAUUACCAAGCUUUAUGUUAUGGAUUGAUUACUUAUACCACACUUGUUCCAUAGGUAAAUAAAUACUCUGUUCUAGUUUUGUAAUGUAUAAGUAACGAUUUUAUUCUGAUAUGUGUCAAUUACCUAUACUUUGUAACGUAGCUCUGUUUCCCAGAAUGUAAAUUUAUAAUAUUGAUUAAAGUACUAAAAUGUAUUUUGAGAUUCGGUCGAAGUUUGCUGAUUUAGACAAUCUGUAAACAUUUAUUGUCAUACAAGGACAAAGCUGAAGGAGUGUCUUAAAGGUGUUUUUAGCUUCUUGUUUCUUGUGUCAUUUUUGUUUUUGUUUGUUUGCAUUAUUUUUAAUGUGAAAUUGUAUAUAAAUAUGUGUUUAUCUUCAUAAGUUACACUUAAAUUUCAAUUUAUAUAUAUAUAAUUCUAUGAUUUUCCUGAAUAAAAUCAUUGCAAAUAUU